UUGAAAAUAAAGAGCGAAGGUAUCUUGCCUAAUGUUGUGACUUACAGCACCUUAAUCCGUGGUUUAUGCAUGUCAAGCAGAUGGAAGGAAGCUUUUAUGUUGCUUAACGAAAUGUUGAGAGCGAACAUCACACCAAAUAUAAUUACCUUCAAUACUUUGGUUGAUGGACUUUGUAGGGAAGGAAAGGUUUCAAAAGCUCAUGGUGCAGUUAAAUUGAUGAUGCAGAGAGGAAUAGAGCCUGAUUCUAUCACCUAUAAUUCAUUGAUGGAUGGAUAUUGUCUACACAACCAAGUGGAUCAAGCUAGAGAAAUUUUUGACCUGAUGGUAAGCAAGGGUUGUACACCUGAUGUUUUUACCUACAACAUCUUGAUUCAUUGUUACUGUAAGAGAAAAAUGAUAGAUGAAGCAAUGCGGCUUCUUGAUGAAAUGCGUCGCAAAGGCUUGAUGGCUAACCAUGUCACUUAUAGUUCUCUUAUACGUGGCUUGUGUAAAGCAAAGAGCCCUUGUGCUGCACAUAAGUUUUUCAAGGACUUGUGUGCGAGUGGCUAUUCUCCCAACGUGGUGGUGUACUCGGUUUUGAUAGAUGGCUUUUGUAAGCAUAGCUGUCUUGAUAUGGCAUUGGAUCUAUUUCAUGAAAUGCAAAAUGCAAAAAGAAGAGUUAUUUGGAAGUGUCCUAAACACCUUAUUGUCUUAAUAGUAACUGCUAAUUGA
Jatropha curcas is the source of this 711-nucleotide messenger RNA. NCBI's taxonomy places the organism in Eukaryota, Viridiplantae, Streptophyta, Magnoliopsida, Malpighiales, Euphorbiaceae. The record is from RefSeq and is a predicted model, not a curated record.